This is a messenger RNA of Cucurbita pepo subsp. pepo (vegetable marrow), 1032 nucleotides long. RefSeq lists its product as uncharacterized. The record is from RefSeq and is a predicted model, not a curated record. NCBI's taxonomy places the organism in Eukaryota, Viridiplantae, Streptophyta, Magnoliopsida, Cucurbitales, Cucurbitaceae. Gene Ontology annotation, cellular component: mitochondrial matrix.
UUUGAAGCUCUUAAAACCCUACCGCCUUUGCAUAGACUUCUUCGUCUACCUCGACAGGCGAAAGGGAAAAAAUGGCGUUGAAUUCGAUAUUCCGCAGAGCGUCCUCGUUGGUGUUGCCCCUCGCCGUCCGUUCUAUUGCUACUCCGAGAAGCUUCCACCAUGCCAUCUCUGCGGCCAUCACUGUUGGGAAGCGCAAUCUCAGCCAAGAUCUUAACCGCAGUUUCUUUCUCCCAUCUCUUCGAUCUUAUUCGGCCGCAUCUGCGAGUAACAAAGCUGACGUUAGUCUUCUUAACGUUCUUGAGUCUGAGAUUAAGUGUGCUGAGGAAGAUGAUCAGAACAGCGUAGACGAAAUCCCUGAAGAGUUUCCUUUCAAAAUCCAAGACAAUCCUGGAGAAAGAACCAUAUCACUCACCAGAAAGUACGAGGAUGAGAUCAUCAAAGUUGAAGUUGAUAUGCCUAAUGUUGCAGCUGAAGAUGAAGAUGAGGAUAAUGAUGAAGGGGGGGAUAACGAUGAGCAGACUCGUGAAGAAUCCAGCAUUCCACUGGUCGUGAGUAUUUCCAAGGAAAGUGGAGAAUGUCUCGAAUUUGGUGUUACCGCUUUCCCGGAUGAAAUAUCCAUAGAUCAUUUGUCAAUCAAGAAAGCUGAUGGUUCUGAAGACCAGCUUGCAUACGAAGGACCUGAGUUCCAAGAUUUGGACGAGAACUUGCAGAAAGCUUUCCACAAAUAUCUUGAGAUUCGUGGGAUCAAGCCCAGCACAACAAAUUUCUUGCACGAGUACAUGGUCAGCAAAGACAGCCGAGAGUACUCCAUGUGGCUGAAGAACUUGAAGAAUUUUGUUGAGAAAUAAAUUUAAUCAGUCCCACUUUUUCGGAGUAGGGUAUGAACUCUUUUAUUACAGCAUCAUUUAGGUUUGUAUUUUGAUUGAUAUAACGUAGGGAAGGUUUGCCUACGAUUUUGAGAACUAUAUAAAAAGUAAAUCAUCCGGUUAAAGGGAUAGUUCCUUCAUCUAUUUAAAACAGUUUGGGAGCAAA